AUGAACAAGAAAAAACCGCCGCAGAAGCCCACUAAUUUAAGAAGUUAUGAUUGUGAUAUUACAAUCAAAGAUCAACGACUAACUAAAUUAGAAAUUAGCCCUGAUUACGAAGUAAAAGUUAAGGAAUUUGUGGUGGGAUUAAAGAAAAAGGGGAUUAAACUUUCUAAACUGGAAUUAACCAAGGUUUUAAUUACUGAUGAUUUAAUUAGAGAACUGGUUCAGAAAUUAAAUGGCAAGAAAAAAAUCAUAUUUGAAG
Molecule: messenger RNA, 256 nt
Organism: Ambispora leptoticha
Lineage: Eukaryota; Fungi; Glomeromycota; Glomeromycetes; Archaeosporales; Ambisporaceae
Source: the annotation of a GenBank genome assembly